Messenger RNA from Lobosporangium transversale, 2061 nucleotides. RefSeq lists its product as hypothetical. The transcript is spliced from 5 exons. Gene Ontology annotation, biological process: regulation of intracellular signal transduction; cellular response to L-arginine. NCBI's taxonomy places the organism in Eukaryota, Fungi, Mortierellomycota, Mortierellomycetes, Mortierellales, Mortierellaceae. Gene Ontology annotation, cellular component: cytosol. Bases 379 to 2025 code for a protein of 548 amino acids. The record is from RefSeq and is a predicted model, not a curated record.
CUUUCUUUCACUCACCUACCAAUUUACCAUCUUGUGUUAUUUAAACGUGAGGAUUUUUCAACUAAGCAUAUAGCUAUCCAAUUCUCCUUUCUCCAUUUCUCUCCUUCUCCAUCUUUGGCGUUUUCAUAGAAAAAGAGAGAAGAAUGUCAAUCACUCUGCAACCAUGGAAACUCAAGCUGCUCUCCAUUCCAAAAUCUUAUCCAAAAUCCAUUGAAAGCUGCACUCAUGCUAUUGUAAAGAACAUCUUCUUUCCUAAGAGGUACGCGGCAUCCCCCAUUUAUUUCAUUAGUACAAUCCUAUAACUGUCAACUUUCAAGUAUAACAAAAAAAGCUUCUUUUACACUAAUCCAAAACCAUCCCAACUUCAUUAUCUCCUGAAUGGCAUAUUCCUAUUCAUGCAGUCGUGAUACCCUAUUUUCGUUCACACAAAAUGCACUUGAGCUUGCUAUCAUAGCGGACAUGAAUGUGAUUACAGAUGAGUUCCUAUCACUCAAAUUAGAGGGUAUGAUGGUAACUGAGGAUGUGUUUUGUGCGUUCAUGGUCGAUGACCCCGAUGGCAUUGACAACUCGGGGAGGCGUAUCAAUGAACUAUCUGCAUUAUUGAGCAGGAAUGGGAUCUCUAUCUUUUAUCUCUCUACCCGUAUCACAGAUUUCAUUCUUGUCAAGGAAAAGCGCAUCAGAUCCGUUUUGCCUGCCAUCCGAUCGCUCUUCUCUCUCUCAGUAGAUUCUGAUUGUGAUAUCUCCUCUGGGUACCACUCACGCGGAUUCUCUUCCGAGUCUGAACAGGGUUCAUUUCCCGGGAGUAGUUUCACAUCCAUGAACUCGUUUCUACACAGACCUUCAUCGCCUUCGUCAUCUCGUUUCCAGUCUUUGCAUUAUCAAUAUCCAACGCAGAAUGGAUCCUAUAUCGCUUCAUCUUUUCAAAACCAACAACAACAACAGCAGUACGGAAGUAGUUUAGGGAGUAGUUAUAGCAGGCCAUCACCCGGAAUCACUAUUCCAUUUGGCAGACGCCCUAACUAUGCCUAUUACCACCAUUCAAGUUCACGUGUAGGUUCAGGAGGGUUUUCUGGUGCUCCUGGGCGACAGAAUUCUGAUUCAGAUACAUCCUCUCUGGAUGGGCUUAAUGGGACCGAAUCAGGGGCAGGAAAGGGAGGGAAAAGUAGUGGCGGUAGCGGGACUAUAGGCAAUGGAUAUGGCGUAAUGUCCGACAGUUAUAGCCAGUCUAGUUUCACUCAUCACCACCAUAACCAGCAAUAUAGCAAUAGAGAACAUCAACAGCGUGGGCGACAGAACUCAAUUGCAGAAUCAUCGUUCGGUGAGGGCAUUGGACGAUAUUUUCCAAAGCGACAUCACCAUCAUGGACCUUCUUCGUAUGACAGUCUUGAUAGUAUACCGAAUCAAGCAACACCAAAUGUGGGUACAAGGUCUGUAUCCGCGAACGAUAACAUCAUGUUCCCACUCUUAACGCCGAUCAACAACAGCUUCCCUAGCUUUGGAUCAUUUCCUUCUUUGGGCCUUAUGCAAGAGACACUUGAAGAGCAGGAGGAACGAGAAGCCAAGAUUAAGGAACAGAUUCGGAAAUCCUGUCCGAGAUCUGUUACUGAUGACAAGUUGAUCAUGGCGGGGCUUUCGCUUGACUACCAGUCGGAAUGGGCGGUGACGUUGUUGAAAGUGUUCUUUUACCCAGAAGAACUGCCAGGACUUUCAAGUGCUCCAAAAUCAAGGUUCAUCUCAUUCACGACAACUGACGAAGGAGCCUCACUUAUCGCAGGUCAGGAAGUUUUAAGCCAAUUUGAAGACCAUAUGCUCAAUAAGAGUUCAUCUGAGACCAUGCUCCGAUGUAUUCAAGUGGACUUGUCAAGAUUUGGGUUAGAUACGUUUGGGUUGGUAUACUCGAUGUCUAACCCAUUGGUGGACCAAGAUGUGAACUUGUUGUGUAUGAGCACGUCCCGAACUGCAAAUGUAUUGGUGUACGAUUCGGAUCUACAAAAGUCGCUCAGGAUACUUAGCAUGGCAGGAUAAAAAAAAAUAAUAAUAAUUUAAAUGAAAUUUGUAAAA